Molecule: messenger RNA, 3783 nt
Organism: Betta splendens (Siamese fighting fish)
Lineage: Eukaryota; Metazoa; Chordata; Actinopteri; Anabantiformes; Osphronemidae
Product: calpain-5-like
Exons: 11
Coding region: 1734-3443 (569 amino acids)
Biological process (GO): proteolysis
Cellular component (GO): cytoplasm
Molecular function (GO): calcium-dependent cysteine-type endopeptidase activity
Source: RefSeq, a predicted model, not a curated record
AGCGACCCGCGUCUGUUUGUGGAUGGCAUCAGUGCCCACGACCUGCACCAAGGCCAGCUGGGGAACUGCUGGUUUGUAGCUGCCUGCUCCAGCCUGGCCUCCAGGGAGUCACUUUGGCAGAAGGCAAACAGGAAGUACAUGACCUUCCUGACCUUGGCCAGCUCGGCGAUCCUUUCUCCAAACUCCUGCAUGUCGGCCUCCAGGGACUUGAGGGGCGAAUCCUCAGGGUCACCGGUGUUUCGCCAAAAUGUUCCGAUUGGCUCCAGCAGCUGACGUGUCAUCAGGUGGGUGAGGUCAGGUGUCCAGUGCUGGGAUAUCCCAGUAACGGUCACACGGCCGUGGCCUGAUAGGGAAAAGUACCAGCGCGAGAACUUGAGGUCCUGGUUGUUGAAGUCCAGCCGGUACACAGCCUCAUGGGGAAGAAGCAAACGCUCGCCAUCCUGGCGCUUCUGACCUGAGCGCUGCAGAGAUGUCACACGGAGACGCAUCAUCUAUGUGGAAAAGACAGGAAGCAGAGCUCAGCAAAGCGCUGUGCAGAUACACGGUCGUGGGAGAGGCGUUCUCAGCAGAACCUCACUAGAACGUUGGUGCUGGUUUAACUGGUGGCAAACAGCCACCACUGCUGAAUGGAAGACUCAGCUCUGUACAUUAAUUCAGAUGUCCUGCAGCAAAGCUUCACAAAAGUUUGGCACCUGCAGGACAGUGUGGCUGCAAACAGCAACCUUCUAGAGUUUACCUGGAGUCUAGAAUGCCUUGGAAUACACUUAUAUACUUGAACUUUUAGUCAGAGCAGCUUUUACAAACACUCACAAUGUGUUCAACAUUUCAGCAUUAGCGUCUGUUUAGAAUUGUAUUGUGUUAAAAUCACAUUAACAGGUUGUGAAAUAAGCGAGCUGGAACUCACCUCUGUUAGUGGAACGUCUUCCUUAAAGUCCAGCACCAGCGUGUUGGAGGAGCCGGCCAGGUCCAUGUCUCUGAGCUCGGGUUGGGUCCUGGGUUGGAGAGGAACCAGCCUUCCGUGUCUGGGUGGAUGCACGGAUGCAGCCGUGCCGAUGCCUGCUCUCAUAUCCUCCUCUGCUGGCGCCCUCCCCUUUCCAGCUAUUUCCGUCACACUCACCCAGAGGGUCGUUCACUUAGGACACGUCGAUCACUGCGUCUCAUGAGCCAGAGCCCACAGCUGCACACAGUCAAUCUGCCUGCCUUCUGAAUAGUUUAAAAGCUGAGUUGUGACGUUUCUCUCUUUGUCCACGUGUUUCACUGUCUCAGAAACAAGCCUUGAAUCAACCAUCUUUUUUGCUAAAGGCUCCAAAAUAAAUCCUGUCACUUUUCUGAAGCUUUGUUUACUGCAUUUCAUGCGGAAUAUGUUUCUAUUGUUAAAGCUGACAUGUUCGCUUAGUCUCCGUCAGGUGGGUGAUGUGUGAGGGUGCUAGGCAACCGGAGGCGCUGAUGACGUACACGUGGGAAGACUGGGAGUUUCCUGAUGGCUUCUGGGAUCUCAGCUGGUCCUGGUCCAAUGGAUCACUUAUUUAUAUCGCAGUGUGUUUGUGUGUGCGUCAGUGGUAAUAUGUUGUCAGUAGGGAUCUUGGGGAACAGGAUGUGGCAGGAUGACAUUCCCUGGGUAAAUUGGUUGCUGCGUUUAAUUAUAGACACUGAAGUUUAAUUAAAGCUAAACGAGUGGAAAGCUUAGUGUUGUCUGGUACUAGUGUCUGACUUUACGCAGGUCAGUGUUAAGAAUGUGUGAUUUUCUUCUGCAGGUGAUUCCUGACUGGAAGGACCAGGAAUGGAAUAAAGACAAUCCAAAGUCCUAUGUGGGGAUGUUCCACUUCCGGUUCUGGAGGUUCGGUGAGUGGGUGGACGUCGUCAUCGAUGACCGGUUGCCCACUGUGAAUGGAGAGCUGGUGUACUGCCGCUCCAACGACCGCAACGAGUUCUGGAGUGCACUGGUGGAGAAGGCCUACGCCAAGAUGUUUGGCUGCUAUGAGGCACUGGAUGGAGGUAACACAGCCGACGCUCUUGUGGAUUUCACUGGUGGCGUGUCCGAGCCACUGGACCUGAUGGAGAACAUGUUGAAAGAAAAUGAGGUGAAACGCAAUGAAUUGUUUGAGAGAGUCCUGAAAGUCCACAAUAGAGGAGGUCUCAUCAGCUGCUCGAUCCGGGCAUCUAGUGCAGCAGACAUGGAGGCCCGGCUGGACUGUGGCCUGGUCAAGGGUCACGCCUAUGCUGUGACUGAUGUCCGCAGACUAAGGCUGGGCCACGGCUUGCUGGCCUUUUUCAAGUCGGACAAACUCACUAUGAUCCGCAUGAGGAACCCCUGGGGGGAGAGGGAGUGGAACGGGCCCUGGAGCGACAGCUCUGAAGAGUGGAAGAAAGUCAGUAAGAGUGAAAGGGAGAAGCUUGGCGUCACUGUGCAGGACGAUGGAGAGUUCUGGAUGACGUUUGAUGACUUCAUCACUCACUUCACCGACCUCAUCCUGUGUCGUCUAAUCAACACGUCCUAUCUGAGCGUCCAUAAGACCUGGGAGGAGGCUGUGAGCCGCGGUUCCUGGACCCGCCACGAUGACCCGUUACUCAACCGAGCCGGGGGCUGCUCCAACAACAAGCAGUCCCACCUCCAGAACCCACAGUACAUGUUUGAUGUGAAGAAGCCAGAGGAUGAGGUGCUGGUGUGUCUGCAGCAGAAGGAUUGCAGAGCCAGGCUGAAGGAGGGACAGGGACAGAACCUGGCUAUCGGCUUCGACAUACACAGGGUCGGUACCAGGGUCUGGAGCUCAGAGUGGGGGAAGUGGCUUUGGUCCCUUGGAUCACUGCUGGUGGAGUUGAACAGGAUUUAUCGGAUGCAUGUUCCUCAGCAAAAGCUUGGUGGGAGCAUUUACAUCAACUCCAGGUCUGUGUUUGUACGCGUAGACCUGAAAGAAGGGCGGUACGUCGUCAUACCCACAACCUUUGACCCUGGCCUGGAGGGAGACUUCCUGCUUCGCAUCUUCACAGAUGUGUCGUCUGACUGCAAGGAGCUGAUUUUACACGAGCCUCCACAGACCUGCUGGUCCGGCCUGUGUGGUUUUCCCUCACUGAUCACACAGGUCCACGUAAUAAAGGCUCACGGACUCGCAGGACAAGACUCGGAUGGAGUUUCCGACCCCUACGUCAUCAUUCGUUGUGAAGGAGUUAAAGUUCGAUCCUCCGUUCAUAAAAACACAUGCAGCCCAAACUUUGAUACCAAGGGGCUUUUCUACAGAAAGACAGCCAAACGGCCCGUCCUCGUUGAGAUCUACAACCACAAUGUCUUCAAGGACUCCUUCCUGGGUCAGGUGACGUUGCCGGCUGAACAAGGCAGUUUCCAGCAGACGAUCCACCUAAGGGACAAGGGCAAUCGCAGCGACAGCGACCUUCCUGGGACCAUCACUGUCACCAUGACGACCAGCACGGUGCUCACCAGUAUCUGAUUCAGCACAGACUCGUCUGGUCGCAGUUCAGAUUGAAAACUUUGCCAAAUGACCAGUUUACUGCAGCGUUUUAGAAUCUCCGGUGUUUGCAGGUGAGUUAUGAGUUUGAAUUGGCGAUUGGUUCAUGACUCAUGACUCAUCAGAGCAAACAAACCCGGUAACUUAUACAUAUUUUAUAUUUACAUAUUUGUCUUCUAAAAGUUUGCAUACAUGGAUGUUCUGACACUAACCAGGAGUCAUUUCUGUUCUACAUUUUAACCUGUUUUAUUACUUUGUACAAUGAACAUUUGUCAUUUUUUCUUGAAAGUAGCUCUAAAUAAAAAGAUGUUUGUAAAAUUGC